CUACAGCAAAUCCUACAAGUCGCUAAACAGCAAUGCAGUGCGUGUUUACAAGUAGGAGAACGAUAAACUCUAUUAAUCUGUCAUCUGUCUGUUUGACAAAGUUUAAUCUUUGUAUUGUAAUUCGCGAGAAGUCCUUCAAGAAAACAAGCCGUUAGUAUUUGUUGUACAAAUUUACGCUUGGCUAAUAAUUUUCGGUUUAAACAUUAUCCUGGCAAGCUCAACGACUACUCUAAACUCAUCUAAAUUUUAAAAAAAUAUCUGGGACAAAGACCAGGAUGGUGGGGCCCGCUCCAGGCAGAGGCGGCCAUGAGGCUCGUAACUUGCAGCCUUCUUCAGCUGAGACGCCCGCGGUCAAAGAGAAAUCUGCAACCGAGAGAGUUUGGGACCAUUUACGCUAUGCUAGCUGCCCUGCGCACCAGUUGCAAACUUCAGCGAACCAUCUGCACCCGACUAUACACCAUCUGCACCAUCACUCACAAACUUCGCAACUCACUUCUGGACCACCGUGCACCAUUCAAUCUUUAGACACAAGCGCCGUGACGACGUCUGGUGAGUACGGCAGGUUCCCGCGCGGCAGCGAGGCCGUCGGUAGGGCCCCUGUGUACCGCCCCCUGCAGCACGUCCUGGACCGGUCGUACGCAGGGCAGCGAUACAGGAACCAUUCCUUCAACUUGUAACCUCAGCGAGGAAUAGGUGGAAUAGGAGAGGAAUGGGUGGAUGAGGCGAGGAAUGGGUGGAUGAGGCGAGGAAUGGGUGGAUGAGG
Messenger RNA from Hyalella azteca, 763 nucleotides. RefSeq lists its product as uncharacterized. Lineage: Eukaryota; Metazoa; Arthropoda; Malacostraca; Amphipoda; Hyalellidae. The coding region runs from base 276 to 677 and encodes 133 amino acids. The record is from RefSeq and is a predicted model, not a curated record. The transcript has 4 exons.